Molecule: messenger RNA, 1201 nt
Organism: Symphalangus syndactylus (siamang)
Lineage: Eukaryota; Metazoa; Chordata; Mammalia; Primates; Hylobatidae
Source: RefSeq, a predicted model, not a curated record
CCCGCUGCCCCACGCUUGCCGCUUCCUGGGAUGCCGCAGGCGGGGCCCUAACUCACAGCCUCCUCACCGGGGCUGGUCUCCGCGCCUGCGACUUCGACUGGGAGGAGCUUCUGGCGCCACCUGCUCCAGGAUGCGCCGGGCCGCCGGGGACCGGGUCGCUGCGCUCGGCGACUGCCGCGCUCCUCGGGGAACCGUGAGGGUUUGAGUCUGGGAUCCAGGAGAGCACCAGAAUCUGGUGAUUUAGAAGAGAAGAUUGAACAACCAAGAUGAAAACCCCUGCUUUCUUUACCUGAGGUGUGGCCCUGAUGGAGGUGAAGAAAUCGCUUCUAUUGGCAUUUGAAGUUCAGCAAGAAAUAUGGAAGUGUACUUAGGCGAGGAGUACUGUGGAACCAGUAGGGGCAAGAAUGUUUGUACUGUCCUGGAUGACAGUAAACACGAAAUUAUUUUCUACAAAAAUUACUUAAUAUUGGCAUCCUCCACUCAUGCCUGUAAAAUAAAGUUGCACUCCUUUGGUGAAAGGCAGUGUGUGUUCAUCAGUAAAGUUGUGAUACACAUGAGAGCAGUUUCAGCAAAUUAUUCAACAAGCUCUCCUGCUCUAAAAUCAAGAAUAGACCUAGACAGGAUCCAAACCAUAAUGGAGUCCAUGGGGUCAAAGUUAUCUCCUGGAGCUCAGCAGUUGAUUAAUAUGGUUAGGUUUCAGCAGUGGAAUUGUAUUCCUAUUGAAGAGCAGCUUCAUUUGGUGUUGGGCAAUACUGGAUACAAGCAUAUGAUUGGACUACAAUGCUCAUCUGCCUUAGGAGCCUUAGACAAGUCAUCCUCCACGCCUUUCCCUUUUAGAACUGGAUUGACAUCUGGAAACGUGACUGAAAACUUACAAGCGUACAUUGAUAAAAGUACACAGGCAUCUAGUGGAGAGAAUUCUACAAAGCUUGAUGAGUGUAAAGUUGUGCCACAAAACCAUUCCCUUCUUGAAAAUGAUCUUAAAAAUGCAACAUCCCCUUUCUUACCAAAGAAAGCAAAUGACAGCUCAAAUAUACCUAACUCUGACAAGACUAAUAAAGAAGAAAAGAGAGAAGAAUCAAAUAGAUGCAAUAAAAAACGAAAAAGGGGAUAUCACCACCGAUCCCACAGAAAUACAAUCUAGCAUCAGAGAAUACUACAAACACCUCUAUGCAAAUAAACUAGAAAAUCUAGAAGAAAU